Arctia plantaginis is the source of this 3591-nucleotide messenger RNA. The record is from the annotation of a GenBank genome assembly. Lineage: Eukaryota; Metazoa; Arthropoda; Insecta; Lepidoptera; Erebidae.
AUGAAUAGCAAUGUAACGCAAGACGCGGAGGAACCUUGCGCGGGUACUCAAAACACUGACAAUACCGAAUCAGCAGAACAUUUUCAAAAAUUUAUAUGCGAAUUGUUUGAGAAAAAUGGUAUACUAAAUGAUUUAAGAACUUACUUAAGAAGACAUAUUGUAACUGUCUUAAAAUGUGCAGAAGCAGGUAACACACCUGUAUGUCAUCAGAAUUUCACGCAACGCUUAGAGCUUACAUUUCAAGCACUUAACAUUCUCAUUGCUGAGUAUUUACUGACUUUAGAAUUCAGCUAUACUCUAUCAGUGUUUGUAUCCGAGAUACCAUUGGCAAAUAUGGUAUUUGAUUAUGCUAAAUCAUUGAUGGGAAGCGAUAUUCAGGAUGUAUCUGAAGUCAAGUUCACGGACAAUGAUGUAUGGUCUAUACUUAAUUAUUUAGGAGUACAGUGUGAUUCUGAACAUGCUUUUCAAAUAUUGGAAAUGUACAGAAAUAAUGAACAAUUAUCCUUGCUGUUAUGUAUAUUAAAAUGUAUUCCCAUGUAUCAGAAAGGUCUGGUGGAUGCUGGUCAAGAGUUAUCUUCUGUCGAAAGUUUAUCGAGUGAAAAAAGUUCCGAUACUUUAUUAAACAAAGGCAAGGUUCCACAUCGAAACCCAUCUAGACAAGAGAAGUGCAAGCACUUCUCACAUUGUAAGGCAUGCCAGAGUCGUAUGUCGAAGAUCAAAGAGAAGUUUAAGAAGAAGAAAAAGCAGUUUUGUAAAAACAUAAAUCAAGAAGUGAAAUCCAUUAAAUUGGAAAAUAUUAUGAAGAAUAUCGGCGUUUUGGAACGCACCCUCAUUAAUGAGAUGUUCCAAGAAGUAAAAUCCGUAUACGAAGCGGAGGUGGAGAUGGUAAAAGUGGAAGAAGAUAAAAAAGUAAAGCGUUCUAUGGCAAGCCACGCGUUGCAAUUGCAGAAGGAACGAGAAGAGUUAGAAGAGUCGUUCAAGGCUCGUAAGGCAGAGUUGGAACACAACGUGGCAGAGAAGAAAAGGUUUCUAUGGGGCCUGGCCCGUGCGUUGCGCGAACAGCACAAACAUAUGACGCGUGCUAUGCUCGAGGUACAGACAGAGACUAAACGACUCACAGCUAAGGAAGAUAACUUAAAAGCUCGGCUAGCGGAAGCAGAACAAAUGAUAAGAAAACGUGCAGAAGAAAUGCGCACACAGAUCUCAGAAGAGUUGGCCACACUUGAACGACACCUGUCUUCCAUAAAACAUGAGCGAGACAGCAUUAACAAAGAGCGUUCCGAACUCGAAACACUGAAAGGCAUAGAAAAUGACACAAGCAAAGUUAUUAAAGUGCAUGAUAUGGAAAACGAGGAAAUUCAGUCACAGUAUGAUUUGAUUAAGAACGAACUUGUGACGUUAAAGAAGUAUCUAGAAACGAGCAAAUUGAACCCACGGAGUGUUACGGAGAAAGGCACGCUCACGGACUUGAGAAACGUGAGUUCAAAUUUCAAUGUCAGCUUGAAUAACAGUCACAAUGCGGAGAAAUUUAGAAGCGAUGCUUUCGAUGAUAGAGUGAAGAAUCAAGUUGUCAAUGACUUUAAGAAGAAAAAUGUCAACUUUACACCGUCGAAAGUAGAUGAGCUGUAUCGUGAACAGUCGUACGCGCACACUCGAUCGUCAGAAUCUAGCGAGAUGGGAGACACCGCGCACCCCUCACAGGCACACCGCAGUGAUGAUGUCGAGGCAGACACUGUGCACAGGCUCAAGGAAGAAAACAACAGACUCAAGGAAUGUGCCAGACAGCAACAGUCGCACAUCGAGGCGCUGUCUCGCGCGGCGGCGCGGGCGUGCACGUGCGCCGUGCUGCGGCCGCUGGCGCCCGACCGCUCCACCGUGUCCACGCCCACGCCCUGCCAGCCGCAGUACUUCCUGCACAGUGUUAAUACGUGUGCGUCAGCGAACACUGUGAGCAUGAGUUGGUACAAGGGAGCCGGCGAGGAGUUGAGCGUGUUUAGUGACGCCCAGCCCAGGAUACUUGUGCCCGGUGACAGCAUACCCUUUGUAGGAGUAAUAAGAGAUAGAGAGAGACAUGUCGGCAGGAGACAACUCCUGAGUCAGUGGCGAGCCCUUCGGUCCCGAACCCUCCCCCUGGCGCGGGUGACCAAGCGCACGCCCUCGCCCGUGCAAGACAGACCUGGCAGUAGUGGUAAACAAACAACAGUGACCCUGCAUCUUGACAACAUGCAGCCAGGUUCCACGAGGGAUAAAACCGAGCGACACAAAUCAGUCACUUUGGACAUAAGCAGAAACAGAGAAAAAAGUCCGAAGUCCGUUUUACGGGAAGCUAAAGAGAAAUUGCGCAACAUAAAAGAAUUAACAGUGGCAGCUCGUGAAAAUAACUCAAACGUGAUUCUGCGCGAAGCCAAGCUGCGUCUUCGCAAGCUGGAGAUAGAGGCGGAGGCUGUAGAGAAGUCAUACCUCGACUUCCGUCGACGACAGUCCGAAUUCAAGGCGGAGAGAAACGCUCGCGCGUUGCUUAAAGAUGACACUUUGAAGUCGACGGUUGUCGAUAGGAACUUAGAUGCAAAUGGAACUCGUUCACAACACAAGCUAGAAAAUACUAGCGGAAAUGAAGUUGACGUCCCAUUAACAGACUAUCAGAAAGCUAUAAGAAGUGACUUUGAUAAAUACCUGCGCGAGUAUCAGACGAGUCUGAGCAUUGGAGAAACGCAUUUUAAGAAACACACCGCAGCGGAGUUUAGCAAACCCAUUCCCGAAACAUACUCAUUCAUGCCAACAGACGAUAACAAAGGGAAUACCAGCAACUAUCUAGAAACACCAUUAACAGAGUUCAGAAAACUUUACCGCUCUAGCAGACAAGUCAGUGGGAACGAGGAAAAAACAGAAAAGAUAUUUAAACACGUGAACCCUAAAACAAGCGGUGCUGACCAAGAACCAGCUGAAUGCAGCAGUUCUCGCCAACAUACACCUACCCACAAUCAAGUACAAAGUAUUCUCAAGAAAAAUAAAAAAGAUAACGAAUUAUCCAUCAAAGAAAUCGAAAAUUCUACUGCUCAACAUAUUACGGCGGCAAACGCUACAUCGAAUCCUGAUGAACAAAAUUUGCUUCGAGUUGAAGUAGAGAGUGUAAGCGGGGUGCGAGCGGCAUCUGACGAACUGCUGGUCGUCGUGCAAAACACCAUUGAUAUUCGAGAAGUGUCCAUUGAACAGAACAGUGGUUCUUGUCGCGACAAACCCAAUCAAAUGACAAUCGUGGUCAGUCCAGCUGAGAGCAUGAACCGAGGCGUUGAAGAUAUAGACGUUGAUGUAGAUUUAAAACGUCCUGAGAAGCCUAAGAAGAGUUUAUCACCAGAACAGGAGGCGCGUUUAACUAGAAAUGAUGUGUUAGAUGCUAUAUUCAAUGCUGACCCAGACUAUUUCAAAGUUAAAGCAGUAAAAGAGCCCACGUCUAAAGGGUCUGUUAGCGAUUGUGAAAAGGCAGGGGAAGUGGAUGAUUAUUCAGCUGAUGUUGACAAUUAUAUUAGUCGGUUUAGUUCACCAAUGUCUGUUCUCAAGACUUCAGAAGAUGAAAAUUUGUGGGAUAGCUAA